Messenger RNA from Cladophialophora yegresii CBS 114405, 2217 nucleotides. RefSeq lists its product as uncharacterized. Lineage: Eukaryota; Fungi; Ascomycota; Eurotiomycetes; Chaetothyriales; Herpotrichiellaceae. The record is from RefSeq and is a predicted model, not a curated record. The transcript is spliced from 3 exons. The coding region runs from base 1 to 2217 and encodes 738 amino acids.
AUGUCGACACCUGAACCUGUCGAGGGCUCUUCGUCUUCAUCGUCUUCAGCGGCUAUACUACAGCUCACCAAGAGGUUCAGACAACUGGGUCGACUACCUGCUAGCUGGAUCAAAGCCGGGACCGACCAGUCCACGCCGGAGGAAUCCUACCUUUGCGACACAUGCCUGCGCAUAGACCUUAGACUCGAGUCAUUCCUAGUUCAACCAGAUGAGAAGGACCACGAGUUCGAACGGUCCCAUAAAUUCCGGUACCUGGGAAGACUCUCACAGAUUCGAACAAGGACUCACUGUCCAUUCUGUCGACUAGUCCUUGAGAUCGCAGAUCGACCCUCAGACCAACGCAAUCCCAGUCUGCAUGCCGAUGAUGACCCGCUCUGCUAUGCACGGUGGGUAGUGGAUGGACAAGAAGAUCUCGGGCCUGAUCCCGACCGGCCAGGGGAACAUAUUUUCAAGCCAAAGACAAGACGGCUCCUGAUAUACAGCGACCCCCAAGCAUUUAAAGAUGGAUAUCUCGUCCUUUUGGCGGACGAUGCUCCCACCCGGGAGUUCUUGGGACGUAGGAUUACGUCUCCCGACCUGCUGGACCCCCACCAGCUGCGGCAAUGGCUACAUGACUGCGAGACAACCCAUGGGAUGGAGUGUGAAGAGUCGUUGGUACAUCCCGAAUUGCUGGGAGAACCGAAGGACGUCUUCCGCGCCAUUGACGUCCACAACAUGUGCAUUGUCGAAACGCCGAUGACAGCAAGAUACGUGGCGCUGAGUUAUCUAUGGGGCAAGAACUUCAACCAGCUCUUUACCACAUCCAAGAAUCUCCCGAAACUGUCACAGCCGGGCGCACUCGAGAAGGAAAAGAUCCCUCGAACGAUCAAGGAUACCAUCAAGCUGACCAAAAUGCUGGGCGAGAGAUACCUGUGGACGGAUAGCUUGGCGUUAUUGCAUGACGAUGGCUUUCAGUAUCAUGACGACUGGGUAUAUGCCAGAGCUGCUCUCACCGUGGUGGCUGGCUCGGGAAAAGAUGCGAACGCAGGGCUGCCUGGCGUGAGGAAAGAGUCUCGUACCUUCCAUCAAGAAAUCGAGCAGGUGAAGCCUGGCCUGCGAUUGAUGGUGUCGCAUCUUGCGGAAGAUUACAUAUCCACAUCCCAGUGGGAUUCGCGGGCAUGGACCUUCCAGGAGCGGAUGCUCUCCCGGCGAGUCCUUCUUUUUGUGAAUGGACGAAUAUACUACCAAUGUCGACGGACGACGUACUGCGAGGACAUUGAAAUUCCGCCUGUCAACGGAUGGUCACUGGAUUCGAUUGAUAUGCCGACCCGGAUCUUUCGUGAGAAACCUUUUGUACAGUUCACUUCGGCAGUGGAACUAUACACACGGCGCGAACUGACGAACGCCAACGACAUCUUGAAUGCUUUUGAGGGUAUGCAGCUGGUGUUGGAGAAGCGGAUAGGCGAUCGCGUCUACUACGGCGCCUUGGAGACAAUGAUGGACCCGUCAAUACUCUGGGAGUCGACCAAGAGGCUACAUCGUCGGCCAGGAUUCCCCAGCUGGUCAUGGUCCGGCUGGGUUGGAGAAAUCCAAUGGAAGUAUACCGAGGUGGCUCGUUCGUGGAUCGAGUGGCACGCAGACCUGGCAAGCCACAUCCACAAAUUUCCCAAACAAGCCUACGAACGGAUCUCGCCACCCAUACCACGACCUAAAACCCUCGAACCGAUGUCCAGCCACAGACUCGGCAGCUCGCUUCCGUUAUUACACUUUCGGACGGUAGUCGUGCCAUUCAGUCUCACCGCCCCUUCACUGAUACACAAAUCCGUUAUAUCGCCCUUGAGGAAGAGGCUUACAGGGCCGAGCGCCUUAUCGACGGUCCGCCCGGCACCAGCUGACCCGGGCCUGAUCCGCGCGGGUAUCGCAGACCGCAACGGCCUAUGGUGCGGCACCAUCGACCUGGACGUGUCAUGGAUGCCUCGCGUGGGCCAACCGCUCGACUUCCUGGUCAUGUCACGAGUUAGCCGAUUCACUGAUGAUGAGCUUGCAAUUUGGGAAGGGACAAUGCCUGAUGACAUUGAGGAAGCCUUGAGAAAGAGAGAUUACGGCGUUUAUAAUGUCUUGCUGGUUUCUCAGAAAGAUGGCGUUUACUACCGCGAGGGUUUGGGACGGGUUUUGACGGACAGCCUGGAAAGAGCGCCAGACCCGGGACCUGUAUGGAGGGAUAUUGUAAUGGGCUGA